This is a messenger RNA of Penicillium malachiteum, 483 nucleotides long. Its product is annotated as terpene synthase metal binding domain protein. Bases 1 to 483 code for a protein of 160 amino acids. The transcript has a single exon. The record is from RefSeq and is a predicted model, not a curated record. Lineage: Eukaryota; Fungi; Ascomycota; Eurotiomycetes; Eurotiales; Aspergillaceae.
AUGCUAGAGUGGGCGCUUGGUUUCGAUCUGCAAGAACACUUUGAACAAAACGAGGACAUGCGGACAGCCCGCGGCUUGGUCAUAAAACAUUGGAUCUUUGUCAACGAUAUUUUCUCCUUCCCUAAAGAGUUGGAGGCUGGCGAGAAGGUGAAUAGCGUCUGGAUUCUUAUGGGACAAGGGCUAUCGCUUCAGAGUACCCUGGACCGGCUUGCUGCAAUAACUGUGGAGACAGAAGCCCAGUUCAUCGCGACCCGUGAUAGAAUCCUUGACGGUCCGCUCGGAGACAACCCUGAGAUUGUUGCCUUUCUACUGGAAAUGGGUUACGCCAUUUCAGGAAAUCUUCGGUUCCAUCGUAAGACCUGCCGGUAUCAUGGUUUCACCCGCAAACUUCCUGACUCCGAUGCUGGCACUUUAACCCCUGAACCAACGAUAGUUUACCACAGGGAAACAGUUAAUGUACAUGUGGUGACGGUUUCAAUGUAA